AUGUUUUUAUCAACUCUUCUCGGCGUCGUGUCGCUCCUAAUUGCCGUCGCCAAUGCCUCCCUUUCGACUGAUAUCCUAUACUGGCCUGUAGGAUCGUCACACCCAUCGGUCCUAGCACGCGUCUCCUAUGACCCGACAUCGUUGAAAUCGGACGUGGUCUCGUAUCACCCACCAAAAGAUGAUCAAGGCGAUGAUCUAGUUCGGGUCGGUCUCUAUACCUCAGCCACAACCGGAAAGCAAUGGGUCGGCAGUCUUGUCUCGUUGUCCUCUUUAUCGACAGAUGAGCAACCUACCUUUCGCCUUCAUCUCGAUUCAGCCAACGAAGCCUACGCUGUCUCCCUGGCUGCACCUUCUACUGCCGAGCAUUCGACAACUGGUGCUCGGGUAGAACUCAUCUCAAAUGAAUCUGGGAUACAGCCUCAUCUGAACCGCCCAGUCGUCGUCGGCCCCGAUGGCCAAAACCCAGACCAACCCGAAGAGAAGUCACUUCUGCAGAAGUAUUGGUGGGUUCUUCUUAUCGUCACUUUCAUCAGUAUGUCGGGUGGUGGUGGGGGAGAAGGACAGUGA
This is a messenger RNA of Penicillium bovifimosum, 567 nucleotides long. RefSeq lists its product as uncharacterized. The transcript is spliced from 2 exons. Lineage: Eukaryota; Fungi; Ascomycota; Eurotiomycetes; Eurotiales; Aspergillaceae. Bases 1 to 567 code for a protein of 188 amino acids. The record is from RefSeq and is a predicted model, not a curated record.